Messenger RNA from Chelmon rostratus (copperband butterflyfish), 3607 nucleotides. RefSeq names its product tyrosine-protein kinase yes-like. Gene Ontology annotation, cellular component: extrinsic component of cytoplasmic side of plasma membrane. Gene Ontology annotation, molecular function: ATP binding; signaling receptor binding; non-membrane spanning protein tyrosine kinase activity. Bases 528 to 2186 code for a protein of 552 amino acids. Lineage: Eukaryota; Metazoa; Chordata; Actinopteri; Chaetodontiformes; Chaetodontidae. The transcript has 12 exons. Gene Ontology annotation, biological process: protein phosphorylation; cell differentiation; cell surface receptor protein tyrosine kinase signaling pathway. The record is from RefSeq and is a predicted model, not a curated record.
UCCGCUCCGCUCCUCUUCCGCCCUCGCGUUAUUAUCUCUCUAUGAUUUUCGUGACUCCCGCCGGUUCUCCUCCUGUGAUGGUCCGCUCUGCCCGCUGCUCUCGGAUCAGCUGCGCCGGUCGGAUCUGUGUCUCCAGCUGUGUGGCUCCAGUCCCGCAGGCAGGGUCGGCCAUGUUGUUGUGUGGGGGUUGAUGUAAGUUUAGUAGUAGGAAGUAGAGGCGACAAAGAGCUGGGACACUUUAGGAUCUCACUUUUUUUUUUUAAUCCCUGUCAUGCUGCUGGAUUCAUCCUCUCUGACAACAAUGAGCGUCUCCUCCGCCAUCCUCUCUCACAGCAGCACCGCUCUGCUUUAACUUCAGCACUAAUUCUGCUCUGCUGGAUGGAUGAAGUGAGGAUGAAGGCGGUUCGGUCCCGGUUGGAAUAACUCUGAUUUUUUUUUUUCUUUCCCGGAUCUGACUGAAGGUGGGACGGGGAAAAAAGGGAGCGAACCCAGAAGAAGGACGCAGAUUUGUGGAGGCAGGCGAGACGAUGGGCUGCAUAAAGAGCAAAGAGGACAAGGGUCCCACGAUGAAGUAUCGUCCAGAAAAUUCCACGGUGUCAGACCCCAACGCCACCGCCACCACACCUCAAGUAGGACACUACGGACCAGAUCCCACCCAGCUGCAGCAGAAUCAAGCCCCCUCCUCCUCAUCAGGCUCUGGGGCUGUAAACUUCAACCACACCCUCACGCCGUUUGGCGGCUCCUCGUCUGCCAUGACUCCCUUCGGAGGGGCGUCGUCCUCCUUCUCCGGUCCUGUGUCCAACUCCUUCUCUGGUGCUGUCUCAAGUGGCGUUACGUUCUUUGUGGCCUUGUAUGACUAUGAAGCUCGGACAUCAGAUGAUCUUUCGUUUAAAAAAGGAGACCGUUUCCAGAUCAUCAACAAUACAGAAGGAGACUGGUGGGAGGCUCGCUCCAUCAACACGGGGAGGAAAGGCUACAUCCCGAGCAAUUAUGUGGCCCCUGCUGACUCCAUCCAGGCUGAAGAGUGGUACUUUGGUAAAAUGGGACGCAAAGAUGCAGAGAGGUUGCUGCUGAACCCAGGGAACCAUCGAGGAACUUUCCUGGUGCGAGAAAGUGAAACUACUAAAGGUGCUUAUUCUCUAUCCAUACGAGACUGGGACGAAGCCAAAGGAGACAAUGUGAAACACUACAAGAUCCGCAAGCUUGACAACGGGGGAUACUACAUCACCACGCGAGCGCAGUUUGACACCUUGCAGAAGCUUGUCAAACACUACAGAGAGCACGCCGACGGGCUUUGCCACAGGCUGACCACGGUGUGCCCCACAGUCAAGCCUCAGACCCAGGGGCUCGCGAAAGAUGCCUGGGAGAUUCCCCGGGAGUCCCUGCGACUGGAGCUCAAACUGGGCCAGGGCUGCUUCGGAGAGGUCUGGAUGGGCACAUGGAAUGGCACCACCAAGGUGGCCAUAAAGACGCUGAAGCCGGGCACGAUGUCGCCUGAGGCCUUUCUCCAGGAGGCUCAGAUCAUGAAGAAGCUCAGACACGACAAACUGGUGCCUCUUUAUGCUGUGGUGUCUGAGGAGCCCAUUUAUAUUGUGACAGAGUACAUGGCCAAAGGAAGCUUGCUUGACUUCCUCAAAGAGGGUGACGGCAAGUUUCUGAAGCUCCCCUUGCUGGUGGACAUGGCUGCACAGAUCGCUGACGGCAUGGCUUUCAUCGAGAGGAUGAACUACAUCCACCGGGACCUGCGUGCCGCUAACAUUCUCGUGGGAGACAACCUGGUGUGCAAGAUCGCCGACUUCGGUCUGGCCAGGCUGAUAGAGGACAAUGAGUACACAGCGAGGCAAGGAGCCAAAUUCCCGAUUAAAUGGACGGCCCCAGAGGCCGCUCUGUACGGCCGCUUCACCAUCAAGUCAGACGUCUGGUCCUUUGGGAUCUUACUCACUGAGCUCGUCACCAAAGGCAGAGUGCCCUACCCAGGCAUGGUGAACAGGGAGGUACUGGAGCAGGUGGAGCGAGGCUACCGCAUGCCCUGCCCCCAGGGGUGUCCCGAGUCCCUGCACGAGAUGAUGAAGCUCUGCUGGAAGAAAGAUCCGGACGAGAGGCCCACUUUCGAGUACCUCCAGUCCUUCCUAGAGGACUAUUUCACGGCCACAGAGCCACAGUACCAACCUGGAGAGAACCUAUAGCCUGCCCAGACUGCAGCAGACGAGCAGAGAGAAGACAUGAGCUCUUAAUUAUUCAACUAUAAAAAGUUGACUGGAAACCAGGCUAACCAGUCGCACAAACCACUACUCGUUCUGCCCAUUCUUGAUUUUUGUUCUUUGCUUUCAGCGUCCGCCACCAUUUCAUUUUUCUUUUUUUCUUUUUUUUUUGUUCUGAUUCAUGGUACUGAAAGUCUUAGCUGUGUGAAAUGUUUGAUUUUUAAUGUGGAUUCUAUCACAAUGUACAACGAUGACUGAGCUAGAAAGAAACCAGUUCACGUAUUGCUGUGAAGUAAGCUGUGAUAAUGCCUCGUAGCAGAAACACAUAUUGUUGAAUAGCAGUCCAACUGUUGGGGCUUUUAUGCGGUCUAAUGUGGAGAUCUCACACUCCACUUGCCUCCAAACAGUAUUCGUUUGUGGUUAAUUGGUAAAUUAUGCAUCAAAACAAUAAAUUAUUAACAGAGAUAAUAUAUUAAACUGAUAGGGAGAAGCUCUCAGGGGACUGCUGGUCAUUAUCACAGUCCAUUUGACAGUGAUUAUUUAAAAGUAAAUCCCAAACAUCUUAACGUUAGGUACAUUUCAUCAGCCACCACUUUUUAUUUCUUACAAAUGGGUGACUGCAGUGAGACUGUGAUAUGGUCUUUUUAUGCCUUUCUAAUCUUCUACAUUUUUUUAAAUAUUAUGUUCUAUGUUCCUUUGUUAUCAUAAGAAUUUAUAACCACAAUUUAUUCAUAUCACAUGGACAUGGCUUUACAGCAUCGUUUGGAGACUUCCUCAACUGUCCAUCAUCAUGCAGAAACCUCUGAUGAGGCUUUUGUCAUAAUUCCUCCUGUCCCUCGCUGCCCGGGUUGUAUAAUCUCACUGUGAUCACUACAGGGACAUGCUUACACAAAGACAGCCUGUGUAACGGGUCAGUGAGUCAAACAGCGAUGAAACGUGUGGACUUGUGGCUUCUUGCCGAGCCGGAAUGACUUAUCACAUAUGAAAUAUCUGCCAAUGGGAAGACUUUACGGACUAUAAAACUCUUUCUGAUAGUGGAAAUCAUGACGAAAGCCACCAAAUAAAUAGGAAACGACCAAUUUAUAUUCUAAAAUGUGACUGACAAAGAACUUGGGACUCUUUUGUGUUCACAAAUCUAAGGUGGCUCCACAAAGACUGUUUGUAUUGCAAUGAUUACAGUUUUUUACAGUGAUUUUAUCUCUGCAUUUUGCUCCUGUAUGGACUCACUGGGACACUAUUAUCAUGGGAAUGACACUAAUUGACGCCUGGGCUUGUAAAGAAGGGCUUUGAUAUUAGAAAAUCCUCAUUUUAUAAAAUUACUAAUAAAGGAUUGUGAAAUACAGGCCUAUUUGGGAGGAAGGAAGUGGGUGGAGACUCAUCUGAGUGAAUCUGUACAAUAAAAACGU